GAACAUUUGGCGUGGUGAUUCUCUCUUUAUUAAUUUCUCGAAAUGACAGUUACAAACGCGAUUAUCUGUGUUAGUUUACUAUUUAUUUUUACGAUAACAGAUACUCGAGCAAUUCGUUGUUACCAAUGUAGUAGUGAUACUGACCAUAAAGGUGAAGAUUUGUGCGGAGCAUAUAAAAAAUUUGAUAAAGAGAAAAAUAUCGCUACGGAUUGCAGCAACGAAGAGUCACACGUGCCUGGCACAUUCUGUGUUAAAAUAACACAUCAAGGUCCUCGUGGUUUCAUUUGGGACGGUAGAUGGCGACAGGUGAUUCGUCGAUGUGCUUCUGUAGCCAGUACGGGUGUAACGGGUGUUUGUAAUUGGGGGGUAUACGAAAAUGGAGUGUAUUGGGAAGAAUGUUCCUGUUCGGAAGAUUCUUGUAACGCAGCAUCAACUUUAUCAUCGUUCUCCAUAACGAUCUUAUUAAUUUUAGGUGUCUCGAUUACCAUAUUUUCUUUAAAUUAAAUAUAUAAAAUAAUGAAUGUAGCGGAUGGAGUUGGAUAUACACGAUUAGAGAUACUUGUAAUUGUGGCAAGAGUAUCAUUUAUCGCUGCUUUCGGAUUUGUCGGUAUGAAAUGGCUUAUGAAUCAUCUUGAUCCCACGAACAAUGCAAAAAAGAAGGCUAGGAAAAAGGCGCGAGAACAGUUACAAAAAUUAGCUAAAGCGGAUAACGUUUUGUGGUCAGUAGACAUGGAUCAAUUAACAGAUUAUGAAAUGAUGAUAGCUAAUCACAUAGUGGAUCCUGAAGAUAUUCAUGUUUCGUGGGAAAGUAUCGCCGGUCUUGAACACAUUAUACAAGAACUCAAAGAAACUGUUAUAUUACCUAUACAAAAAAAGGAAUUAUUUGAAGAUUCUCAAUUAACGCAAGCACCAAAGGGUAUACUGUUACAUGGACCUCCGGGUUGUGGCAAAACUAUGUUAGCUAAAGCAACUGCUAAAGAGGCUAAAACAUGUUUUAUUAAUUUAGAUGUAAGCAUCUUAACUGAUAAAUGGUACGGUGAAAGUCAAAAAUUAACUGCAGCUGUUUUUUCAUUGGCUGUGAAACUUCAACCAUGUAUAAUUUUUAUUGACGAAAUAGAUUCAUUUUUAAGAGUACGCAAUUCGCAAGAUCAUGAAGCAACAGCCAUGAUGAAAGCUCAGUUCAUGUCCUUUUGGGAUGGACUAAUAACAGAUCCUUCUUGCACAGUUAUAUUAAUGGGUGCUACUAAUCGACCACAGGAUGUAGAUAGAGCUAUUCUACGACGUAUGCCAGCUACUUUCCAUAUUGGUUUGCCAAACGAGCAGCAACGAAUGCAAAUUUUAACAUUGAUACUAGAUCAUGAACCAAUAGCUGAAAAUGUAGAUAUAGCAAAAUUAGCGAAAAUAACAGACAAUUUUUCUGGAUCAGAUUUGCAAGAACUUUGUAGAAACGCGUCUAUUUAUCGUGUUCGAGAUUACUUACGGAUUCAUACACAAGAUGCAGGCACUGCCACUACUGACGAUGAAGAAUAUCAUGACACAGUACGACCUAUAACAAUGGAAGAUCUUCUUACGUCAUACAAAAAGUUGAAAACAUCUAAAAUAUAUACGGGUACUUAUAAUGUUCUUAAAACAGAUGUAGAUUAAACAAAAACUUAUAUUAUAUAUCAAGUCAUGUGAAAUUUUGCAUUUCCUAAAAG
Messenger RNA from Eufriesea mexicana, 1697 nucleotides. RefSeq names its product no mitochondrial derivative. Gene Ontology annotation, molecular function: ATP binding; ATP hydrolysis activity. The transcript has 9 exons. Gene Ontology annotation, cellular component: mitochondrial outer membrane. NCBI's taxonomy places the organism in Eukaryota, Metazoa, Arthropoda, Insecta, Hymenoptera, Apidae. Gene Ontology annotation, biological process: extraction of mislocalized protein from mitochondrial outer membrane; sleep; regulation of synaptic transmission, cholinergic. The record is from RefSeq and is a predicted model, not a curated record.